AUGUCUGUAUCGUCACUGCUCGAGGAGCCGAGUAUAAAGACGGCCAGGAUUGGGACUGGUGAUCCGGCUACAGCCAGAGCGGAGAUGGUGCUUAGGAUCUACCCAGCCCUGCUCAACGCAAUUGUUCCAUUGUACAGUGGUCCAUCACUGCCCUGUUGCCCGCAGCUAGCCCGGACUGCUACCGGCAAACAUUUACCGAGCUUGUUGAAAGCAGCGUACAGUCAUUUCGAAGUCGUAUCGCCGGCGCCCUUGAUGGUCAGGAAGGGCGGUACUCUGCACGCCAGUGGCUUGCUCCAUGCUCGCGGGAGGCAGGCCGCCGAGCGUCGCAUCCUCAUUAUGGUGUAUUCUUCCCCUGUGCCUGUCUUUGGGUUCUUCUGCUUCGAUAAAACGAAGGAACUCAGUCUUCCCUUGAAUAUACCAUAUCCGGCUGUUGCAAUAAUCUACGCAAUUCACCGUAGUGUUCGGCCUUAG
Molecule: messenger RNA, 471 nt
Organism: Postia placenta MAD-698-R-SB12
Lineage: Eukaryota; Fungi; Basidiomycota; Agaricomycetes; Polyporales; Adustoporiaceae
Exons: 5
Coding region: 1-471 (156 amino acids)
Source: RefSeq, a predicted model, not a curated record